Lycium barbarum (goji berry) is the source of this 1970-nucleotide messenger RNA. RefSeq names its product protein PHYTOCHROME KINASE SUBSTRATE 3-like. The record is from RefSeq and is a predicted model, not a curated record. Gene Ontology annotation, biological process: phototropism. NCBI's taxonomy places the organism in Eukaryota, Viridiplantae, Streptophyta, Magnoliopsida, Solanales, Solanaceae. The coding region runs from base 457 to 1806 and encodes 449 amino acids. The transcript has a single exon.
AGUGACAAGACUGUCAAAUAUUAUGCUUCUCCAAACAUGUAGGAUCCACCAUUUUAGAGCUAUACAACCCCAUAGGCUCCAAUAAAGAGCCAAGUUAUAUAACGCUGCUUGUGUACUAAGCGAAAAACUAAAGCUUCUCUCAAACACUGAAUCAGAAUUUUGAUCUAUAGCUUUCACAACCAUUUUCCUUAGCUACGCUAUACAAGUCUAUGGUCUCCUUUCUAUUAUAGGUUGUGAGCUUUCUAAUCUUUGCUGUCUUUCAUCUCCUGUUUGUUGGUAAACUUCUUAUUUGUGAGUUUUGUUCUGUCCCUUCCUGUCUCAGACCUUGUCAUAAAACUUUUCCACACCUGAAAAGAUUUUAACAGAUACAGCUCCUCCCAGCAAUUGUUGCUUCUGGAUCAAACUUUCUUUUUAAAUUUUUCAUCAAACAAAAGAUACCUGAACCAUUUUGUCUCCAUGGAAACCGAUGAUAAUGCAACCAGUCGGGUAGCAUCAUUUUCGUGUUACCUCAGCAACCCUGAAGAUCAGAGCUUUAUACACAAACUAGGAGGUACUUAUGAUGAGCUUUAUCCUACUAAGGCACCUACUAUUAAGGCAUCCUCAAAUAACACUCAAGACAACCUUGCCAAUCUUUGUGUUGAGUCUCUCUCUACAUAUCUCAAAGCUGAAGGAGACAACUUCGCGUUUAAGACCUCAGGUGCGGCCCCAGUUCAAGAUCCUACUAUUGCAUUUGUUUUUCCACAACAGGCUUUGGCUGGUUCUCAGAAACACCACGAAAGAACCAAGUCGAAAGAUGGGGAACUUAGCAUAUUUGGAGCUGACAAGUAUUUCAACAUGAAACUGGAAUAUGGAGCCGGUAUCCCUACAACUGGAGUGAAGUACGGGGGGCAGACAAACAAAGGGACGGUGAAUCUGCCCCACGUGAAACCCAGUUCUCGGACUGGAACUCCAAGCAUUUGUUCAGAAGCAAGCAGUUUUAAUAGCCAAAGUGCACUGUUACAAAAUCUUCCGAGAAAUAGAAAGCAGAACAAGAUGACAGGAAGGAGAUUUUUUGCCAGCUUUGGUUGUCAAGGACCGUGUUCGGGCAAAAAAGCAGUCUAUGUGGAUAAAACCUUGGAACGUGGACUUUCCCAGCCAGGAUCAAAGCAUUCAGCAGGUAAUUUUGCAUUAAGUUCUGGCACGCCUUCUGUGAACGAGAAGUUGAGAGUAGUAAAAAAACACUCGGAUGAUCAAGAUCCAAUCAUCGGAGAGCCAAGAAAAUCGAUAGAAGUGUUUGGCUCUAGCAAAAUGAGAAAAGGAGACAUAGCAGUGAAUUUAGAAAGGAAACUCUCCAUGUUAACUUGGGACGCCAUUCCUAAAGCAGCACAAAACAUCACUACUACAACCAUAGGAAGCAGCAUAGUUUGCGAUGACAUGGCUAGUGAUGCUAGCUCUGAUUUAUUCGAAAUUGAGAAUAUAUCCACUUGUGGAUAUGGACACAACAUGAACUCAAAAACUAGUGAUUACGUCCCUGGCUGCAUGUCUCCAACAACAACUCAGUAUGCACCAAGUGAAGCCAGUAUUGAGUGGAGUGUCAUCACAGCUAGUGCUGCUGAUUACUCAUCAGUUAUCUCGGAUUAUGAUGCAAAGAGAAUUAGCAAUAAUGGUCAUGCUAAAAACACCAAAACCAAGAAUGCAGUGGGCAAAGAAGAUCAAAAAACCCCGCGUCCAGGCGGGCUUUUAGGUUGCAAGAGCCACAAAGCAGUAAGUGUGGUCGAAACUGUAUACAAGACCAGUGAGAAGACAAAGCAUCACCAGCGCGGUUAAUUGUUUACCACUAGAUAAUUAUUCCCUAAUUAGUACUCAUUAUAGUUCGUUUGCCAAUGUAUUUUCAUGUUGAAUAAGAGUAUUGAAAUAAAUGGUUCAGUUGAUAUUUUAGGAGUUUGUACUUUGUAAUAUCUUAGUAAUGAAUUGGUAUUUUCUUAUUUCAA